AUGAAUGCUUCAACUGAUCCGUAUCGUUUCCUCAGGAAAAAGGUUGCUGUUGUCGGCAGCGGCUCUGCUGGAAUUGGCGCCUUGUGGGCCUUGAACAAAACAUAUCACGAUGUCUACGUCUACGAAGCUUCCGAUAGGCUUGGCGGCCAUACAAACACGGUCGAUUUCACAAAAGGGAAAUUCUCAACAAAAGUUGACACUGGUUUUCAUGUUUUAAACGCCCAAACAUCUCCCAAUUUCAUCCAAUUCUUGGAAAGGAUCAAUAUCAAAACAUCACCUACAGAUCUAUCUUUCAGUGUAUCUCGGGAUUGUGGCGCCUUUGAAUGGGCUGGCUCCAGCCUGACCUCAUCAUUUUGUCAAAGAAGAAAUCUCCUAUCACCGCGCAUGUGGAGGAUGCUUUUUGACAUUAUUCGUUUCAACCAAUUUUCUGUCGAUCUACUAAGUAGAGACGAAGAUGAUAUCUCCAACAUUGAAGUCAAGAGCAAGCCCACUAACACUAUUGGUUACGACUUGACCAUCGGGCAGUACCUGGACCAAGAGGGUUAUUCACAAGCAUUUAGAGAUGACUAUCUUCUUCCACUAGCAGCGUCAUUAUGGAGCACGAGUCCAGACAAAUGUGCCAUGGAGUUCCCUGCUCUGACCUUUGUUCGAUUCCUUUGGAAUCAUGGACUGCUAUCGACAUUUGCAUCGCGUUCACAAUGGUUGACAAUAGAGGGCGGUUCUAAAGCUUACCUCGAUGCUGUGAUGCGGGGUUUCCCUCCAAAUCACUUAUUUCUCAAGACACCUGUGAGGCGUGUCACUACUGAAAGCAACGGUCAAGUUCGACUCCAUCUGGAGAAUGGUUCAUCAGCUCUCUACGAUCAUGUCAUCAUUGCCACCCACGGCGACGAAGCCUUCGAUAUCAUCAAGUCUUCUGCCACCGAGCAAGAGCGCUCCAUCAUGUCUUGCUUCAAGACGUCCCAAAACGAAGUGGUUCUCCACUCCGAUCUGGAUAUGAUGCCUCGACGUAGGAAGGCCUGGGCUAGCUGGAAUUACCUCACGCUAUCAUCACCAUCAUCACGAAAAGCAAACAUAAACCAGGUAUCGCUUACAUACAACAUGAACCAUCUUCAGCACAUCCCCCGGAACACCUUUGGAGAUGUCUUGGUCACCAUGAACCCGCUUCGAAAGCCAAAACCAGCUAAAACUCAAGGACGUUAUUACUACUCCCAACCGAUUUACACGACAUCUUCGGUCCGGGCACAAAAACUUCUCAAGCACAUCCAGAACACCAGAGGUAUUAGUUAUGCCGGUGCUUGGACAAAGUACGGUUUCCACGAAGACGGUUUCAGCAGCGGACUCGAGGUCGCCCAAGACCAUCUGGGUGCGAAGCUGCCAUUUCAGUAUACCGACUCUUCUUGUAGCCGUGGUAAGAGACCUCUUGUUGGGCUCUUGGAUCUCCUGCUGCGCUUGGCCAUAUUGAUCAUCCAAGUCUUUGUGAUUCAGAUCCUCGAACGUUUAACGGGUAGCGGUGUUCCCAAGCGCCAAAGGGUCGUGAAUGGCAAGAGCGCAAGGUUCGUCAACGGCAAGCACCGAUAA
Molecule: messenger RNA, 1578 nt
Organism: Fusarium poae
Lineage: Eukaryota; Fungi; Ascomycota; Sordariomycetes; Hypocreales; Nectriaceae
Exons: 3
Coding region: 1-1578 (525 amino acids)
Molecular function (GO): oxidoreductase activity
Source: RefSeq, a predicted model, not a curated record